AUGAGAUACUCGUUCUCCGUUCUGACAGCAACAGCGCUGGCGCUGCUGCCCUUUGUGCAAGCAGCGAAGGAGGUUUUUGCUCACUUUAUUGUUGGAAAUGCACCUAAUUAUGACCUGUCCGACUGGCAAGAUGACAUUGCUCUUGCACAGAAUGCCUCCAUCGACGGCUUCGUUCUGAACAUUGCAUCUCAGGACGCAAGCAACGCCAACUCAUUGACCAAUGCCUUUCGAGCUGCCAACGCCGCCAACUUCAAGUUGUUCUUCUCUUUCGACUACAACGCCCAAGCGCCUUGGUCCAAAAACGAUGUAACCACCCUGAUCAACCGCUGGGCAAAUGAGCGUUCAUACUUCAAGCCCGACAACACCUACAAGCCUCUCGUUUCCACCUUCGAGGGACCUGGUCAUGCGGAGGACUGGCAUGAUAUCAAGGGCAAGACCAACUGUCUUUUUAUCCCAGACUGGUCCUCCCUUGGUGCUGCAAACGCGGCCACGACGGCGAGUAGUGUUGCGGAUGGACUAUUCAGCUUCGACGCUUGGCCUAAGGGGCCUUCUGUCAUGACCACGGAAGUGGAUGAAUCGUAUCGCGAAGCGUUGGGUGGUCGUCCUUAUAUGAUGCCGGUCGCCGGGUGGUUCUAUACCAACCUUCCUGGCUGGAAUAAGAACUGGCUCUGGAAGGGAGAUGAGCUCUGGGAUACGCGUUGGCAGCAGGUGAUCGACUUCCAGCCCGAUUUUGUGGAGAUUCUCACCUGGAACGACUACGGCGAGUCGCACUAUAUCGGUCCGGUCCGUGAGAAGUCGCUUGGGUUGUUCCAGAGUGGAAAUGCGCCGCUCAACUAUGCCAAGAACAUACCGCAUGACGGAUGGAGAAAGUUGCUGCCCUACUAUAUCCAGCAGUACAAGCAGGGCAGCAAGGCCCAGCCUACCAAGACGAGCACCACCAUCGUCACUAUGGCCCCCACUGCUACUUCCAUCACCACUGUCGUCACAACCCUCACGACCAUUGUUACCGCGCCAGCUUCGUCGAAGACCUCGGUCCCCUUCAGAGUGAAGGUGGUAGCGCAGGAAAACGUCGCCGUGAAAGAAGAGGCGAUCGUAGCUUAUUACCGAAUCAACCCUGCGAAGGCGUGCAACAACGGCAACACGACCGGUAACGACCCGAAUUACCAGCAGGUAUACGCGCCGGAUGAGCUGCUUCAGGACAACAUCUUCAUCACCGCUUUGUUGGCAGAGCCGGCCGAUAUCAGCGUCUCGGUCGGCGGGAGGGACCUGAAUGCCACCUUCUCAAAGAAGAUGCCGCAGGUUGGCGGAGCAGGAAUCUAUUCGGGCAAGGUCCUGUUCACCAACAGCACGGGGGAUGUCGUGGUGUCGGUGUCGAGAACCCUGCAAAACGGGACGACGGUGUUAAUCGUGGAGGCGAGGGGCGGCCCAUCCAUCACGACAGAGUGCGUGGGCGGGAUGGUGAAUUGGAAUCCUGCCGUCAUCAGCUCCUGA
Messenger RNA from Sordaria macrospora k-hell, 1491 nucleotides. RefSeq lists its product as uncharacterized. NCBI's taxonomy places the organism in Eukaryota, Fungi, Ascomycota, Sordariomycetes, Sordariales, Sordariaceae. Gene Ontology annotation, molecular function: glucan endo-1,3-alpha-glucosidase activity. The record is from RefSeq and is a predicted model, not a curated record.